Molecule: messenger RNA, 1707 nt
Organism: Ichthyophthirius multifiliis
Lineage: Eukaryota; Ciliophora; Oligohymenophorea; Hymenostomatida
Product: protein kinase domain protein
Exons: 4
Biological process (GO): autophagy; protein autophosphorylation; autophagosome organization
Cellular component (GO): autophagosome; cytoplasm
Molecular function (GO): protein serine/threonine kinase activity; ATP binding
Source: RefSeq, a predicted model, not a curated record
AUGAGAAACGAAGUACAAUUGUUUUUAUUACAAAAUGAAAUAUCAAUCAUGAAAAAAUUGCAAAAUUCUACAAAUAUUAAUUUGCUUAAAUUACAUGACGUUAUUUAAACAUAAAAUAAUACUUAUAUUAUUACAGAAUUAUGUAAUUAAGGAGAUUUAAAAUAGCUUCUUGAUAAAAACAAGUUUUUUGAGGAAUAGUAAGCCCUUAAAAUACUUAAACAUAUACUCAAUGGAUAUAGGGAGUUGGCUAAAAAUAAAAUUAUACAUAGAGAUAUUAAACCAGCUAAUAUUUUAAUUAAUAAUGGAAUUCCGAAAAUCUCAGAUUUUGGAUUUUCUAAAGAAAUUGAUGCACCUCCUUUUAAAUAUUUAUAUAAUGUAGGAACUCCUAUUUAUAUGUCUCCUUAAAGUUUAGAUAAAAAUGAAUAUAAUUAAAAAAGUGAUAUUUGGGCUAUAGGCGUACUUUAUUAUGAAUUGCUAUAUGGAAUGACUCCUUGGAUAGCCGAUAAUGAACAGUAAUUAAGGCAUAAAAUUAAUACUAUAAAUGUUUAAUUUCCUACUUAUAGACAUGUUUCUAAUAAAUCUAAAAAUUUUAUUUUGGAUUGCCUUAAAUUGGAUGAGCAAUAGCGUUGUGGAUUAGAAGAAAUAGAUAAACAUGCUUUAUUAUAAAUUAACUUGAAUAAUAAAAUUAUUAGUAAGAAUUUAAAUAAUGAAUUGUAAUAAUAAUAACAAUGUAUAUUAGGUAUAUAAGAUGGAAAAUAUAAUAAAAUGAAUUAGUAAAAUAAAAAUUAUACUAAAUAAUAAAAUACAGCUAAGUAAAAAUAUUUAUUUUAUUUUUAUUUAAUAACGUACAUUAAAUUUUAUUUAAAUUUUUAUAAGAAUUUAAAAAAAUUGAAAAGCUUAGAAAGCUCUUUUGAUAAAUAAAUUUAAUAAAAAUAUAAACUACCUAAAUCUUUAAAUAAAAACUCAUAAUUAUGUAUAAAAAAUUCCGAAAAAAUGGAAAAAAAGAAAGAUGAGAAAUACACUCAAAACGAUAAAAUAAUUCUUUCUUAAAUUAAUUUAUGUCGUUUCCUAUAUAAAAUGUUAAAAUUAGCUUAACAAACUACUUUAAUAUAGAAAGAUUUCCUUAAAGAAAAAAUAAUAUUUUUAAUAUCAAAAAACUUAAUGAUUCAUAUUUAAAAAUUAAAUAUUAUGGUAUUGACUAAUAUGAACACUUAUAAAUUAGAUAAUUGGUCUUUAUAUAGUAAAAGUGAGAACUAUUAAAUAUUGUAAAUAGUAAUUAAGCAAUAUAAUAAAAAAUAUUCUGAUAGUUUCAAUAUAAUAUGGGAAAAAUUAAAUAAAAAUGACUUGGAUAAAGAUUAAAAAUUCAAUGUCAUUUUCGAUGAAAAUUUUGUUGAAUUCGAGACUUUUUAUAUUAUUUUGAUUAGUUUUUUGAGAUAUAGUAUUAGAUAAAUAAAUUUUGAAAUAAAAAAUUUAAUUACUAUUGAUUAAAAUUUAAGUAUUCCUGAUGAGUAUUAAUAGAGUUUAGUGUUAAAUGAUUAUCUAAUUACAUAUUUCUAACUUACUAAUCUAAUGCUAGAACAUUUCAAAGAUUAUAAGUAUUUUGCUGAAAGUUCGAAAAUUGAAUAAAUUGCAUAAGGAUAACCUGUUAAACUUAAUAAAUAGCACUUUAAACAAAUAUAAAAUAAAAUAGCUAAUUUAGAAAUAUGA